Messenger RNA from Caenorhabditis briggsae, 243 nucleotides. The coding region runs from base 1 to 243 and encodes 80 amino acids. The record is from RefSeq and is a predicted model, not a curated record. Lineage: Eukaryota; Metazoa; Nematoda; Chromadorea; Rhabditida; Rhabditidae. The transcript is spliced from 2 exons.
AUGUUUUCCAAUUUCACCCAAUUCGACCGAUUUCGCUGGAAAUUUGGACGAGUCGAUCGACAAAAAAUUAAUUCAAGUCGGAAAAUUCGGGUAGCUCCACAACAUCGACACGAUGGAAAAGGAAAAGAUCAAGGAGUCAAAACCGAGAAGCCACAGAAGGCUGGAGGAAGUACCAAGACGUGGAAUGUAGCUUCGAGCAAGCUCAUAGUGUGGAGAGAAGAGGAUAGCUGGAGACGUCGCUGA